UCAAUUUGAUUUAUUGUAGUAAUAUUUCCAACAGUCCUUAAAGGCAGCACCCUCCCGGUCUAUCUACGCAGCAUGCAGUGGUGCUGGGCUUUCAUGGAAGAGACGGAUUGAUCCUUCGUUGGUUUUACAAAGAAGAACAAGCUGUACAUAAAAUAAGUCACAGAGAAUACAAUGGCAGCGUCAGUUUGAAUCGUUGGCGCACGUUAGGAUUGUAAUGUGUGUGGGGCUUGAUGGAGAGGAGUCAUAUGCUCGGCUAACGUUACUUAUUCUGGAAUCGAUAGAGAAAUAUAAAACAAAACCAUUUUGAAAUGUUUUAGCUCUAUCGCGUUGAAUUCUGGGCAUUUCUCGCUCUGCCCUCCCUGGUCCUCCCAACUUCUCGCAGCUGCGUCAAGUUGCUAUAAAAUAUGCAGUUACCGGAAAUGGAUGUAAAAUAAAAGGCAUAACAUGUGUGUCUUACAGGAACAACAAUACAUAUAUAUAUGUCCACUACGCUGAUAAGCUUGAUAGAAUGGUUGUAACGGUAGUCUAUGUAACUAUAAGCGGCCAUCUACGGCCUUUACUGUCGUUGUAUUGAUUAACAAACACAACGCACGUCGCCAAGUGGUUUUAAUUUGACAACGCUAACCGGAAGCUGUGCGCUCUCGCGUCGUCCAUUUUGACACCGGUAGAUGCUUCACUCCCUCCAUUCAUUUCAUUCGUGCACAGUCGCAUCCCAGCAGCGAGCCCUCCCCUCCCGUUUCUCUCCGCCUGGAAAGAUGGCUGCUCCGGUGGUGGCGAGAAGCUCCGGCCCGGCGCUCUGCCCGAGCUUCGCGGAGGUCUGUUCAUUUCUGGAGCGAUUCGGAGCGGUGCUGGAUCUGCCCGAGAUGACUUUCCCGCAGAUGGAGCGGUAUCUGCGGGACACAACGACAGUUCCUAAACCGCUUGUGGAGCUCCAUGUGAAGCUGCUCCGAAAACUGGGGAGGUCUGUGACUACUGACCGAUGGGAAAAAUACCUGGCUAAGGUUUGCCAGGAGUUGAACAGUACCUGGGCAUGGGAGCUGGAACAGAAGGGCUACCAGGAGAUGUCCAUGGAGUGCAAGUCCUGCAUCCUCAAAUAUCUCUGCGAGUGUCAGUUCGAUGACAACCUGAAGUUCAAGACGGCGAUCAAUGAGGAGGAGCCAGAGAAGAUGCGUCUGCAGCCCAUUGGUCGGGACCAGCAGGGCCUGAUGUACUGGCUUCAGCUGGACCAGGAGCAGAACAUCCGGCUGUACACGGAGGAGCAGGACGAUCUGGACGGAACCACUUGGAAGUGCAUCGUCAGGAAUCGUAACGACCUGGCCGAGGCUCUGGAGCUGCUGAAGUCUCAGGUUGAACCAAAACAGAACCCGGACCAGGACCAGGACCAGGCUGGUUCCAGAUGCACCAGUCCUAAAGAGAAAGAUGAAGGGGAUGAGGCCCUUGGAAACACCAAACCCUCCGGGACCGCCGAGGAACACACUGACAGUGAGAAGGUCGACCCUGUAAAGGAGGAGCAACCCCUGACACGAGUGGUGAAGCUGGAGGAGACGGCGGCCACGAAGCAGGAAAACACCGAGGCCGAGGUGAAAGAAGAGAAGGUCGACUGCACGUCGCCGCCCGUCUUUGACAACCGCGUGAGCACAAUCAUCACCGUCAUCAAGUCGGAAUCCAGGGACGCCGACGCCCCCAAAAACGCUGUGUCGGUUGUCAUGGCGCCAGGCGCGACUGCCACGAAGCAGGAGACGAACAAGGAAGGGGAGGCGGAGCGGGCGGUCGUCAGGAUCAGCCAGCAGGCCAAGAUGCCACUGAAGAAGAGGGAGCUUAAGAUCGCGGAGAGCUACCACGGCAACCAUCUCAACAACAGUAUCAACAGCAGUAGCAUUAUUGUUUGCAACCCAUCAGUCAUCCAGACCAAGGACAGCCACGGCAAAGAGGGGAAGUUGCCCGGCUCGUUGGUGCCGCCUGGUGGCCCGGCUGCACCACAACCACAGCAGCAGCUGGUUGUCACCGCAUCCAGGCAGGAACUGAGCAACGGGAGAGCGUUUCUCUCGUUGCCGCACAAAGAGGGACAAAAUGGAGUCAUAGGGGUCAUAGGUCAAGUCGGCGUCAUAGGUCACGUGGGGGUCAUCCGCAGCCCAUCCGAGCGCCACAGAACCCCAGGCGCCGAGCAGCAGGAACAGAACGGGCCCAGUUUAGACCAGCGGGACUCCAGAGCUGAGCAGGAAGAGAGGGAGGUCAGUCGGCAGUCGGUGUUGGUACGAAAGGGACCCGCUGAAGGGGAGGUGGCGGCAGCAGACACCGCUCCUCCUCCUCCUGUGCCGAUGGACGCUCCAACAGCCAGAAAACUACCGCCACCGCCAUCCUUAAAAUCUGAUCCGCUUCCUGAAGCUGUAGGGAGGAAAGUAGUUUCCGUUAGCCUUUCCCCACUGCCGCUGUCUCUAGAGGACCCCAAGAGACAGGCGGCAGGAGACCUGGGAGAAAAACCGACUGAGGAGCAGUCGGACAGGGGGACGACAACAACAGAACAGAAGGAUGACAUUGUGGACAAGAGGAGAGGAGAGCUGUCUGGACUUUCUUUGACCGAAGAAGGAGGUACAGAUAACCAUAAAGAGAAUAAAAGCACUUUAGAAAAGUCUGAUGCAGAAUCUGGGAGUACCACUCCGCUUCUAAAAGCGGACCAGCAGGAUACAAAGGACCAGCAGGGAGACGGGGUCAACGCCGGGCUGGCUGCCGAGAUGAGGGCAAAGGACGUCGGGCUUGGAUCAGGGGAGAGGAAGGGUCCCCUGGAGGAAGCCUCCUCUGAGCUCCAGAAAGAAGGAAUCCGGUUGAAGAUCAAGAUCCCCCCCCACCGGAGAAACAAGUUACGGGGGAAGGGGGGAAAGGAGGAGGAGGAGGAGAAGGAGCGCGAGCAGGAGGCGCAGGAGGACGGGAGGCUGCUGAGGAGAUCUACGAGGAUUUGCCGAUCUGCCUUGCCAACCUGCAGGCCGAGCUCAAAGGCGGCUGAGAGCCAGAGAAAGAAACCGCAAAAAAAAACUGGACUGCCUAGCAGAACGGAGGAGGAGGAGGAGGAGGAGGAUGAUGAUGAUGAUGAUGAGGAAGAAGAAGAGGAGGAGGAGGAGGAGGAGGAGGGGGAAGAAGUAGAAGAGGGAGAGGAGCGGAGCUUAACCGCAAAGAAUGACUGCAAAACAGAACCAGUCGGACAAAUAAGGAAACAAAGGGGCAAACGGAGGCAUCGGCGCCCCCGAUGGUCCAACAUUCGCGCCAAGAGACGCAAACUGAACGAGGGAGAGGAGGCGGAGGGCAGAGGGAGGAGACAGGGAGAGGGGGAGAGCGAGGGAGGGAGUGACUCAGAGGAAUCGUGCAAACUGGAGGAGAUUCCCAGCGAGGACGCCUGCAGUCACUGUGGCCUGCCCAACCACCCCGAACUGAUCCUGCUGUGUGACUCCUGUGACAGCGGAUACCACACUGCCUGUCUGCGGCCGCCGCUCAUGUUGAUUCCAGAUGGACAAUGGUUCUGUCCCCCCUGCCAGCAUAAGCUGCUGUGUGAGAAACUGGAGGAGCAGCUGCAGAACCUGGACAGUGCUCUGAAGAAAAGAGAUCGAGCAGAGAGGAGGAGGGAGCGGCUGGUGUACGUGGGAAUCAGUGUGGAGAACAUCAUCCCUGAGGGAGAUGAGGGAGAAGAGGAGAAGUCUGCGAAGAAGAAAGAUCCCAAAAAGAGCAAAAAUCUGGGGAGGAGAUCAACCAGAACCAGGAAGCACAUCAGCUACAGGUUUGAUGACUUUGACGAUGCCAUUGAUGAGGCUAUAGAGGAGGACAUCAGGGACCUCUGCGGAGGAGUGGGGCGAGGCCGAGACAUCGCCGCCAUCCUGUCCGAGGAAGGAGGGAAGGGGAGCCAGCGGCCAAUCAGAAGCCAAGCCCAUUCCGCCAGGAACAGGAAGAGGCGGCGACUGAACGACCUGGAGAGUGACAGCACGGCGGCAGAGAGUGAGGACGAGUUCAUGCUCAGCAACAGCUCGGAGGAUGAAGAUUUCGCUGCGUCAGGGCCGGACGAUGACGAGGUGGAGGACGAGGACGCGGGCAGCGCGGAGAGUGGGUCCCGCCCCAGACGGGCGGUGAGAGGGGCGGUGAGAGGGGCGCCCAAGGAACGACCGGGCAAGACCCAACGCGGGGGCAGGAAGCGACCGAAGCGGCGGCGGAGACGCUCCUCCGAGGAAGAGGAGGAGGACAGCGAUGAGGAAAUUGGCUCGGAUCAGUUCAGCGACAUGACCGACAGCGACGCCGACAAGAAGAGGCGGGGUCUGAGGCGCGGCCAGCGCCAGCAGGUCAACUACCGCGAGACGACCGAGUCGUCGGACAACUCCCGGGCCUCCGUCAAGAAGGUCAAGGUCAAAGGCCGCGGCAGACCUCGCAAGGAGCAUUUCUCCAGUGACUACAGCGACGCUUCGCCUUCUUCCCGAGACACGGAGGAGGACUACGAAGAUGAGAAGGAAGAUGGCCAGAGGAGAAGAGUGAGCAAGAGGAGGAGAGAGGAGGAAGACCUCCAGAGAAACAGGGUGAGGCAAAAGCGGAAAAGACACGACGAGGACGAGGAGCGCGAGAGAGGGAGGCGGCUGAAAAGGAAGCUCCUCGAGCGGGAGAAGACGGACAAAGACAAAGCGAGGCGGUUGAGGAGGACAGAGAGAAAGGAGGAGGAGGACGACCCAGAGAAGAUGGGCCGGGGGAAGAGGAGAGAGAUACUAUCGCUGCAGCGCCGCAAGCGGCUUGCUCAGAUGCUGAAAAAGAGGCGGCCUUCGACGGAUGAGUCUGACGAGUCGGAGGAGUCUGAGACGUCGUCGUCGGAAGAGGAUCGUCCAAUCCGCAAAAGACUCAACCGCAUCGACUCUGAUGACGAUGAAGAGGAAGAGGAGGAGGAGGGAAGACAGAAGAAGGUGACAAUGAAGAAGUUCAGCGACGCUCAGGAAAAGGGGAGGGGCCGUAGCCUGUCUCCGUCAAACAUACAUCGGACCUCCAGGGGCCUGGCGAAGCCUGGGGCCGGGAGUCCUGCUGUUCACAGGGACAGUGCGGAAUCAGACGGGCAAGGCAGGCACAACGGCCCCUCACAUCCGGAGGAGGAGGAGGAGGAAGAGGAGGAAGAGGAGGAGGAGAAGAAGGAGAAGAAGGAGAAGAAGAAGGAGGAGGAGGAGGAGGAGGAAGAAGAGGAGGGCCAGACAGACUCAUUAAACUCUGCCCAGAACAGUCCGCAGUCGUGAUGGCUGUGUUUGUGUGAAUAACAUUUGCUUCUUUGUCUUUUUUUUCUUCUUCUUUUUUGUAACUGUCAGGCCUUUCACCCCCCACGAAACCACCUUUUUGAAAACUGGAUUCCCCCACCACCUCCGCCUCCUUCCCGCCUUGCUCCUCCUCGCUGUUGUAUUGUGUUGAGUGCGCUCUCCGCGGUCAUAUACCGUGACCUUUCAACCACAAGACUCACGAGCUACGCAUUUACGCUCAUCGUCACAUCUGGCAGAACGGAACCAUUCAGCCGGACCCCAAAAAAGAAAUAAACAAAUAAAAGUAUCCUGGCGCCAGGACAUUCAUGUUUCAGUGGACGCACUCGCACACAGCCGGAGGUCCUCAUGACCCUCUGAAGUUCUCGUCUCUGCCGGAUCCAAGCAGCAGGAUGAUGGUGGAUUCAUCCCAUUUUGGUUUGAGUUGAAUUGGUCACAGGAGUCAGUUUGUAGCGUACUUUUAGCUAAAAGCACUUCGUCAUUCUCAUAGCACUUAAUAACCCAUCGCCAAGGAGGGUGUCGGUGUCGAACAGAACACUUUGGAUCAUGUGAACUGAUGGCUAAAGACACCAGACUUGAUCUCCACAACAACAACAAAAAGCUUCCUCUAGUAUCUACGCAUGCAGAUAGUUGUGGUUUUUAUUUGUCCAGGUUUUGAGAUAUCAGAGUUUUUGGCCUCUACCUCAAUACCAUGAGUUCUAAGUUAUUUGUUUAGUGCUCACAAUGGUGUUUUCAUUGUUGUUGUUUGUACUAAUAAGGUACCCAGUAGCCUUAAGGGCCGAUCACACCAAGACGCGCCACUCACUUUUAUGCGUGUCCAAAAACAGUUUGGGAAAACGCUGGUGCCGUACCCAUAGACUCAUCGUCAUCGUGACGUUUGUGAACUGCCGGUAUGAACCUCGAGUUCGCCGAUUUCGACUUCUAUACAACCAGACUUCUUAUUGCAACCAAAGGAGUCGCCCCCUGCUGGUCAGUAGGGAGAAUGAAAGUUCAUGACCCUUCCUCAUCGGCUUCACGCGGCAGAACCGAAGGGGUUUUUCUUGUGUGGCCGACGCGUUUCUAGCGACACAUCUCGGUGUGAUCAAGCCCUCACGGGCCAGGGGGCCUUCAGUUGCAUGUCAUACACCCCCCCCCCCCCACCAUGUCUCCUGUCUCUCUCAAUGCUGGAGAAAAGACCAAAAGGGAUCUAGUUAACAGGAAGGAACUUGACUUUUAAAUGCACCUUUUUUCUAGUGCAGUGAGCACCACAAACUAAAUUAGGAUUCACCUCCAUUGUGUUAAAAAAAAUUUAAUAAUUCAAACUAUCUGCAUGGUUAGAUCCUACUAGAGGUAUAAGAAAAUGAUCGAUACUGUUAGCUGCACAAUAUUCAGUGCUUGUGUUUGCUCUGUUAAAUGCAGACUUCAUUUAAACUCAGUUUUGGGUAAAAUCAAACUUUCUCAAGAUGUGACGAAAAAAUUAAUGACUCAACAACGACAUUGUCAGAACUUAGAAUGAUUCUCAUUCAUUUGACUUUACAGGGUUGGUUUUGGGUUAUUUGAAGUGUGGUUGUAUGAGGUACUUCUCUGUAGUCAGUGUAUUACUACAGUAGUAGGAGUACCAGCACGGGAGCAAAGCAAAUGUUCACUACCACCUUGCUGUCAGACGGACCUUUUCUGACGGAGAACCGACGCCAUUAGCUCUGCUCUUUUUAGUCACAAGACUCCAUUGACAAAAACAUUCAAUCUGACCUCGCAGUAGAAAGAAGUUACCGGUCGACCGUUGCCUCGAUCGGUUAGUCUUUUUUUUGUCAAUGGAAUCUGGUUGCUGAGAAGAGGGCGAUGUAACGGCUUCGGUUCCCAUCUCAAAGGGCCGUCUAAUGGCAAGGUAAAAAGGUGAAAACAUUCUAAAUAUAGCAAACACUUAAACGAUACACUGUUAUUUCUAGGUCCCGUCCACAGGCGCACAUUGCUUUGCUAACACACUGACUGAGGAGUACCUCACACAACCCCACUUCAAAGCAUCCAGACGAUCCCUUCACAGAGCUGAACUAGGCCCAUAUUCUGGAUCCAAGGGACACCCUGGAUGUUCUCUCCCAACAGUGUUUGGUUUCAGACCGGUCGCUCCGCACCACACCGUGGCUCAGUGGAGACCACGUUUUGCUGUACAUACUUUGCCCGUGCGCUGUUCCUUGUAAGAUAGUAGAUGUUCUGUUCUCUCUUAGUCCUCUUGUAAAAUAUAGUGUUCUAUUUUCUAUAUGAAGGAGAGGAGAGAUGCUGUUGUGAGUGAUGUGUGGACUGAUGAGGUUUCAACUGCUAGAUCGUCGGCGGCUUGCUCGUUUUGUUUCGAGGUUCCCGCAGGCCGUUGGCUUUUGUAUGACGUAGGACCAGCGUGGUUCACCAGGAAUAUGUCCCAGAACGUUGACGGAGAGCCGAGUGCCGCUCCCCUUCAGCCCCCGCGUCGCACGCCGGUAGAGAUGUUCUCACAUGUGAAGAGCAGGAGUUUCUGACGCUGUCCUUGACAAUCUUUUAUUUUAUUGCUUUCUGUCAGUAAAAAAUAAAUAAAAGAAGCAGCAGCUGAAACGGAUGAUGUCCAAAGUCUUGAGCCUGGAUUCGUCAAACUUUUAAGAUGUAAUCAUUUCAACGCUCCAAAGCGAGCAAUAAAACCCAUUUACCAAGCGACUUGCUUCUACUCACAGCAACAUGUAAGAGCAGCGAUCGGGGGCGACCCCCAGCAUUGGGCGACUCCCACCAUUGGGCGAACACGAGCAUUGGGCGAACACAACCAUUGCGGCGAUCCCCGGGCAUGUGGCGAUCCAGAGCAUUGGGCGAUCCCCAGCAUUGGGCGAUCCCCAGCAUUGGGCGAUCCCCAGCAUUGGGCGAUCCCCAGCAUUGGGCGAUCCAGAGCAUUGGGCGAUCCCCGCAUUGGGGCGAUCCCCGCAUUGGGGCGAUCCCCAGCAUGGGGCGAUCCCCAGCAUUGGGCGAUCCCCAGCAUGGGGCGAUCCCCAGCAUUGAGCAUCGAGCACGCUUUACGGUUCACCUGUCAGAAAACAAACGAUACAAAAAAACCCGAUAAAAUGCACAAAAAGUGGUCGCAAACCAAUUCGCCAUGAAAUAUAUUCUUGUUGAUUGAACCCGAUAAAGAAAUAUCAAGUGAAAUGAACCCAAUUCUGAAUUAUACACAUUAAAAUCACCGUCUCAAAAGAUUCAUUUUUAAUUCCCAAGAAAUAUGAUAUGAUUUUAAAGCUGUGAGUAGGAGUGAAAGUUUUUUUUUUUUACUCAUUUAAAAAAGAAGAAAAUGUAUCCAAAAUAUGACUAUGUCCAGAUCAGUCUGCAUCUCUGGUUGUGAUGAGGAGGGAGAUCCUCCAGAGUCCACUUCUCAAGUUUCCUUUGUGUUUUAAUAACAAACGACCUGACGAGCCUCGCACAGCCUCAGUGCAUGAGAACGCGGUUCCUGACGCACAACACAAAGCAGCUGAAGCCACCGAAAACAUUUCAAGUACAGUAUGUUCAUAUUUUUACUCGAGUUAGGAAGGCAGUUUACUUUCAAGCUUAAGGUGCAAGAAAAACGUUUGUUUUAAGAAAAAGAAUUAGCGAAAUCCAGCGAUCUAAGUCUCGAAAAGCUCCUUAAACCAGCAAGGAUUCUUUAUCUUCACACACACAAAUCCAAUUUGACAAACAGCUACUUUUAUACAGUAAAGAGUUGGAGGAGUUCCCCUUUUUAAGAAGAGUUUUAUGGUUCCCCAUGUCGGAUCAUGUGAAAGUGUAUUUUGUAACAUGAUGCCUCGUUGGUAAACAAAAACAAAAAAAAAGCUUCUGUCACUCAUCUGAGAAAUAUAUGAUGAUGUUUCAAGGUUAACAGAAAUCUGGAGAUGUGCAUAAAGAGAGACGGAUGAGAAAGAGACAUCUUUUCGACUUUUCGAGUUUAUUUUCUAGAGAGUCGGGCACUUUAUUACCGUUGCCUGUGUGUACCGAUGUAUCGUAUCGAGUCUGUUAAAGGCCACCAACUCUUAGAGGUGUUGACCGGUGAUCCGGUUCAGUAGAUCACGGUCUGAGACUUUAGUCGACAAAUGUUGUAUCCUUUACGGUAACUUUGAAGAACAUACCAUAAUGAUGAAAAUAAAUAAAAACUAAUCAAGUCUUUACCUCACAGUAUAUUAGUGGUUUAUAUUUAGCCUCGGAGACAUUGUGGUGGUGGGGGGGAUAAAAUGAAAUACAGAGAAUUAUCGGUUGAUUUUUAUUUUAUUUCUUUUGCAUAAAUGUCAGCGUUAGAAACUUUGGUUUUGGGUCACAAACGCAGACUUUUGUGCAGAAGAACUUCUCAGUUUGCCAACUGGGAUAACUGGUACACACUGACUCCGCCCUCUCACGCUCUAAUACAUGUUGGCUACUAAAUUACUCGAUGUUCUUUUAGGUACUUUCCUAAAGUUGAGCAGGUGUUGUGGGAAUCCAUCAUGAGGAACAAAAACACCAAUUAGAUAAGAAUUAGAACAAAUGCUCUGCAGGUUAUCUCUUUUCAAAUGACAUUUGUGUCUCCAUGUUAAUCGGGCUGUGGUGGAAAAUCCCCUUAAUGCAGCAUCUUGAUCGUCACGAUGAUUUAAUAUCAUUUAUGAGCUCCCCUCUGGAGGCAGAACCAACAGUCUGUCACCCCACAUGUGUUUUCUCAUUAUGAUCUGACAGCAUUUGGAUAUCAAUGAUAGUAAUAAAAAAAAGAAAAACCUCUUUGAAACAAGAUGAAUCCCCCCACCUGUGUUGGCAGUAAAGGGAGAUCAGGCUAAUUAAUGUGUGUUGAUGCCACCAGCCCCCCCGCCGUAAAAUCAUUCCACUGAACCCGGUGUGCAUCUGCGUUUGGCACUGUGACAGAAUCUGUUGGUUUUAAAAUGUUAAUCUACAUUCAAACCACUGGAGGUGAAUGUGGCUCCUUCCAUUUCUCUGUUGUACCGUUACUGUAGUAUUGCUGUAACAUGAAUGUUUUCUAAGUUAUUAAAACCAACAUCCCAGGCAUCUCCUCAAAAACA
This is a messenger RNA of Cyclopterus lumpus (lumpfish), 10255 nucleotides long. RefSeq names its product remodeling and spacing factor 1-like. The record is from RefSeq and is a predicted model, not a curated record. Gene Ontology annotation, biological process: regulation of DNA-templated transcription. Lineage: Eukaryota; Metazoa; Chordata; Actinopteri; Perciformes; Cyclopteridae. Gene Ontology annotation, cellular component: RSF complex.